AUGCCAAUUCCAUUCCUACUAAGCCUCUACUUUGAUGGGCUGCCUUGGUGGUUUCCGGAGCCAUGGCGCCUUGCGAAAUUCACAACAGCGGCCGGCGCAUUAGCCCUCACGAAAUGGUACUCAUCCGGCCGCCGCAACACAGCGGAACGCAACAUGCACGGUCGCGUGGUGCUCAUUACCGGCGGCACCUCAGGAAUCGGCGCGGUAACCGCCUUUGAGCUCGCCCGACGAGGCGCCCAGAUCGUGCUGCUCACCCGCCAGCCGCCGUCGGACCCCUUCCUGGUUGAGUACAUCGACGACAUGCGCAAGCGCACCGGCAACCAGCUCAUCUACGCCGAGCAGGUCGACCUAGCCUCGCUCCACAGCAUCCGACAGUUCGCGACGCGGUGGAUCGACAACGCGCCGCCUCGACGGCUGGACAUGGUCGUGCUCUGCGCCUCGACCCUCACGCCACCCGGGGGUAGGCGCACUGAGACAGCCGAGGGCCUUGAGACCACCUGGAUGGUCAACUACCUCGCAAACUUCCACCUGCUGGGCAUCCUCAGCCCGGCCCUCCGCGCCCAGCCCUUCGACCGUGACGUGCGCGUCGUGCUGACCACUUGCUCCAGCUACAUCGCGUCGCCGCGCCUGGACGAGGCCAACAAGGGGGGAAAGGACGACUGGACGCCGGCCCGAGCCUACGCCCGCAGCAAGUUCGCCUUGAUGGUGUUUGGCAGGGCCUUCCAGAAGCACCUGGACGCGUAUAAGCGGCCCGACGGCAUGCCCAUGAACGCGAGGGUCGUGCUUGUCGACCCCGGGUAUGCGCGUACCCCGGGCAUGACCAGGUGGCUUACGAGGGGUUCGCUUUUGGGGUUGCUGGGCUACAUGAUAUUCUACAUCUUUGCGUGGCUGCUUCUGAAGAGCCCCUACAUGGCAGCGCAGUCGCUGCUUUAUGCGGCUAUGGAGGGUAGUCUGGGGCGCGGUGCAGGAGGCAGGCUGAUCAAGGAGUGCAUGGAGGUCGACACCGCCAGGAAGGAUGUGGAUGACGAAGAGGUGGCCAAAAAGUUGUGGGAGUCGAGCGACAAUUUGAUUGAGAAGAUUGAGAAACAGGAGGCUGUUAAGAGAGCCUUGGCCAAGAAAGAACAGGAAAAGAAGGAGGAGGAAGCGAAACAGGCCGCUCAAGUCGAGGAAAUCGAGGCACUCAUCGGGACCAUCAAGAAGGGAAAAGCCAAGGAAGCGCAGAAGAAGACUGGAAAGACCGGCGAGAAGAACAACAAUGGGAACAAGAGUGAGAAGCAAAACGGGAAGAAGGCGAAGAGUGCUGCGAAUGAUGCCAGCUAA
Messenger RNA from Canariomyces notabilis, 1320 nucleotides. Its product is annotated as NAD(P)-binding protein. NCBI's taxonomy places the organism in Eukaryota, Fungi, Ascomycota, Sordariomycetes, Sordariales, Chaetomiaceae. Bases 1 to 1320 code for a protein of 439 amino acids. The record is from RefSeq and is a predicted model, not a curated record. The transcript has a single exon.